AUGGAAAAUCUUUUUUUUGGUCUAGACUUGUCAACACAACAAUUAAAAUUGACAGUAAUUGAUGAAAAUUUCAAAGUUAUUUUGGAGGAAUCAGUGCAUUUCGACAAAGAGUUAUCUGAAUAUGGAACAAAAAAUGGAGUUAUUUCAAACGGAAAUAUCGUUAUCUCGCCAACAUUAAUGUGGGUCGCAGCAGUUGAUCGACUUUUCACCAAACUUCAAUCUGUUGGGUUUCCUUUUCAACAUGUCAAAGUUAUUUCUGGUGCUGGGCAGCAACAUGGUAGCGUUUAUUGGCGAAAAAAGGCAUCGAAUAUAUUCGCAAAUUUAGAGCCAAGUCAAUUGCUCGUCACCCAAUUGCGUAACUGUUUUGCGAUUCCGGAUUCACCAACAUGGCAGGAUUCGAGCACUACUCAAGAGUGUCGUCAAUUGGAGUAUACUGCGUGUGGCCCUGAAGUAUUGGCUAAAAUCACGGGUUCAAAGGCCUAUGAAAGGUUUACAGGAAAUCAAAUUGCAAAGAUAUAUUGCAACAAUCGAGAAGCAUAUGAUGAGACAGAAAGGAUUUCGUUAGUCAGCUCAUUUGUAGCAACACUUUUAUUAGGGAAAUACGCACCAAUUGAUGUAUCUGAUGGUUCGGGGAUGAAUCUUUUAGACAUUUAUACAAAAGAGUGGGAUAAUCGAUUGUUGGAAGCAUGUGGUUCGGAAUUACGGCAAAAACUUGGCGAGCCUGAGAAGGAUGGCUUCAAGGUAAUUGGUAAAAUUUCAGAAUAUUUUAUUAAGAGAUAUGGAUUUGAUUACGAAUGUAUGAUUUUGCCAUUUAUGGGAGAUAAUCCGUCAAGUCUCCUUUCCUUAAGACUUGAACAGGGAGACAUAGUUGUAUCACUUGGGACUUCCGAUACCGUAUUGCUCUUGACAGAUCAAGCAAAUCCUACUACAGAAUCUCAUACUCUUUGCCAUCCAAUUGAUCCAAAUGCCUACAUUUCAAUGCUCUGCUACAAAAAUGGAAGUCUUACCCGAGAAUCCAUUCGCGACACUUAUGCAAAUAAAUCGUGGAAUAAAUUCAAUGAAAUACUACAUUCUUAUCCACACCCGCAUGAAAAUAUAAUCGGAUUUUAUUUCCCCAUUCAAGAAAUCAUCCCAUUCGCUCAUGGAAUUUAUCGUUUCAUUAACCAAGAACCGGUUCAAGAAUUUGAUGACGAUUCAAAAUAUAAUGUACGUGCAAUUUUAGAGAGCCAGUUUAUGUCGAUGCGAAUUCGUACAGAAAAAUUAAUUUCUGGUAAAAAGUGGAAGAGAAUUAAUGCCAUUGGCGGAGCAAGUGAGAAUACGGAAAUUUUAAAGGUGUUGGCGGAUGUAUUUGGAGUUGACGUAUGGCGAUAUUCUGGUAGGAAUUCGGCAGGAUACGGAGCUGCUUUGAAAGCUCGAAUGGCAACUAUUGGAAAUUUCAAUAGUUCUAGUUUGAUGUCGGAUUUUUUUAAGAUUGCUGAGCCAAGAUCGGAAAACACUUUGAUUUAUGAGAGGAUGUUAAAUAUUUAUCAACAGCUUGAAUUGAGAAUCUUGAAAACUUGA
Ambispora gerdemannii is the source of this 1560-nucleotide messenger RNA. The record is from the annotation of a GenBank genome assembly. Lineage: Eukaryota; Fungi; Glomeromycota; Glomeromycetes; Archaeosporales; Ambisporaceae.